This is a messenger RNA of Neltuma alba, 1791 nucleotides long. RefSeq lists its product as uncharacterized. The transcript is spliced from 13 exons. NCBI's taxonomy places the organism in Eukaryota, Viridiplantae, Streptophyta, Magnoliopsida, Fabales, Fabaceae. Gene Ontology annotation, biological process: GPI anchor biosynthetic process. Gene Ontology annotation, molecular function: hydrolase activity. Gene Ontology annotation, cellular component: endoplasmic reticulum. The record is from RefSeq and is a predicted model, not a curated record. The coding region runs from base 37 to 1632 and encodes 531 amino acids.
UCCAAAAUCAGAAGGAAAGUAGGAAGCUGCGAGGUGAUGAAGCAGCUGGAGUUGACUGUGCUCCUAUGUAUAGCAUGGGCGCUAGUACUGCUUUACGGCGAGAUGUUUGCCUACUGGGUUCCCUCCCUUUUCACUUGUUCAUGGCCUCAUCUCCGCUCUUCCUCUUCCAAUUCUACGGUUGAUUAUCUAAAAGUGGCUGUGAUUGCAGAUCCACAGCUGAUGGAUAAAACCUCGCUUCACCUUCCUCCAGAAUCACUAGCACUGCAGAUUGCUGAAUUUUACACUGAUCUGUACAUGCAGAGAGCAUUCUUUGCAUCUGUCGUCCCUUUAACGCCUGAUGUCGUACUGUUUUUAGGUGAUUACUUUGAUGGAGGUCCUCACUUAACAGAUGAAGAAUGGAAGAAAUCUUUCAGUCGUUUUAGACAUACUUUUGGUCUGAACGAACAAGGAAAAUAUACAGAAAUGCAAGUUUACUACAUUCCCGGAAACCAUGAUAUUGGCUAUGAAUAUAACCAUGCUCAAAGGCCAGAGGUUAUCCGACGCUACGAAGAAACAUUUGGAGCCAGGAACUAUCGAUUUGCAAUUGGAAAAGUUGACUUUAUUGCUGUUGAUUCCCAAACAGUGGAUGGACAUCCAGAAAAGCAUCUGGUUUCCAAAACUUGGGAGUUUGUGAAGAACGUCUCUGUUGAUGAUGAAGCGCAUCAAAGAGUUCUAUUGACACACAUUCCUUUAUAUCGGCCGGAUGAUACUUACUGUGGUCCUCAUCGCAAUUCACCCAUCAUUAAUCAGAGGGUAUCCCGCACUUCUUCAGUUAAUGACAUAUGGUAUCAGAACUAUGUUUCUGAGGAUUCAUCAAAAAGCUUAAUGGACAUGAUCAAACCUAAGCUUAUUUUGUCUGGCCAUGACCAUGAUCAGUGCACCGUUACUCACCAGCCAAAAUUUGGGCCGAUAAAGGAGCACACUCUAGGCACCAUAAGUUGGCAACAAGGAAACUUGUAUCCUUCUUUCAUGCUGCUAUCAGUUAGUAACUCGACUCUUCCAAAUUCUUCCACUCCAGAAGAUGCUCUGUUGGCUCACCUAUGCUUCCUUCCAAUGCAAACACAUAUAUACAUAGGGUAUGCGGUGCUAUUUAUUCUUACCCUUCUUGCCGCCCUUCUUUGGCCAACAAGUAGCACAAGUUUUUGGCAUCAAUGUUGGAGCCUAGUGGGCUACAGUAAACAACUAAUAUCUAGUGCCCUAUUUAGCGGGGAUACAAAAGAGAAAGAUGAGGAUGCAAACUAUGAAUACGAGAUGAUGUGGGAUGCAGAAGGAUCAAUGCAUCUUGUGAAGAAGCCCUUGAAUGCAUCUGUUGUAAAUUCAACUGAACGGAGUUUAGGGGAAAGGGGCAAUGCUGUGAUGCGGCCAACUGCAAGAAAACAUGCUUCUCAGGAAGGAGAUGUCUCUGUGAAUAUGGAUAUGGCUUCAGGCAAUGGAUUUGAUCCUAUGGCCAGAAUACCUUCGAGAACGGGAAGAUCAAAGACAAUAUUUAUAAUCCAAAGAUUGUUAAGGAUGGUCCGAAUGAUUACAGUUAUUGCGGCUGUAAAUGUUCCCAUCUACGUGAUGUUGCUCUACAAGGAUUGGAUUGACAAAUAAAGAUGAAAUAAAUACUCACUCUGUUUUUGCUCAAGGUGGCUCCUAAUUUCCUGUUAGAGGUAUUGUUCAAACUGUAUAUCCCUAUUAGAAAGUUCAAGUAGGCAAUCUUCCAUCAACAUGAUAUAUUUCAUUCACUGUACGAGGCUUUUUGUAUUUUUA